UCUCUCUCUCUCUCACACACAGCAUACCUUUACGCCUCUCUCUCUCUCUCUCUCUCUCUCUAAAAUGUCGAUGAAAUCUCUCUGUAUCUUCUUCAACUCCAACCCUUGAAAAAACUCUAUGAUUGGUUCCUCCGUCUUUUUCCUCACUGAUCACGGCUAAAUAUCGAAUCAAAUCAUUCAAUCGUGUUUCACUUUCCUCAAUUUCUCCACUUCACAUCCAUUCUUCAUCUUUAAUCUUCCUUUUUCUGUUAAAUGAAACUAGAUCUAGGUCUUUUUCUACUCGUUUUACCUACUAUUUGAUUCAAUUCAUCAAUAAUCUCCUCGGUUUUAGGUUUCUGUGUGUGUUCGCAUCGAUAAUUGUGGUCAGGUGAUCAGGAAUUGAUGAUUGUUCAGCAAAUCUCGGUGAGAUGAGCAACAUGACAAGUGAAAGCGAGGACAUGAUAAUGUCCCGGGAUUGCAUCAAUUCACCCGGGAUGGAUGAGGUUAGCAUUGAAAGAAACAUGGUAGGAAAUGGAACUCUCAAGAAAGGUCCAUGGACAUCUGCUGAAGAUGCAAUAUUGCUGGAUUAUGUGAACAAACAUGGAGAAGGAAACUGGAAUGCGGUUCAGAAGAAUUCUGGGCUUUACCGUUGUGGUAAAAGCUGUCGGUUACGGUGGGCGAAUCACUUAAGACCUGAUCUAAAAAAAGGUUCAUUUACGCCUGAGGAGGAGCAACGAAUCGUUGAACUCCAUGCUAAGAUGGGUAACAAAUGGGCCCGCAUGGCUAUUGAGUUACCGGGACGUACAGAUAACGAAAUCAAGAAUUUCUGGAACACGAGAACCAAAAGAAGACAGCGUGCUGGAUUACCGAUUUACCCUCCUGACAUCUGUUUGCAAACACUAAACGACAAUACCCAAACCCAAAACAUGGUCACAUUCGAUGCAUCACACGCUGAAAUCCUACCAAAUAACGCCUUCCACAUUCCAGAUUGCGAGUUCAAGAAUUUGGAAUUAAAUCACGAGUUGUAUGGAUCAAGCAUUUUUGAUUUACCCGAAGGCAAUUUUCUUGAUUUUCCACAUGGGCUGGGAUCCAGUGCCUGUAAUAAUAAUAAUAAUAUUCUGUUCCCAAUGCUGAAACGGGUCAGGAGACCCGAUACAUAUAUGGUUUUUGAUGGUGGUCCCAGUGAAUAUGAAUAUUUCCCGACAGGUGAUCAGUUAUAUAAUCAAGACAUGAACAGUGGGGACGUACCAUCAUCAUUGUGCUUAUUUUCAGGCAGCCAUGCCUAUAUUAAUGGCAACACUUCUUCUUCAGGGCCCACUUUGUGGGCCCAGAAGAUGGAGCUCCCUUCACUCCAAUAUUCUACCCAAAUGGGUAGCUUUAACGCUGCACCUUCUUCCCCGUUGCCGUCCCUUGAAUCUGUUGAUACUAUAAUCGAACAGUCAACGUUGGUUGACCAAACAAAGUCAGAUAGGGACAGCGGGUUGUUAGAGGCAGUGUUAUUACAAUCCCAAAAUCUGAAAACGUCGAAGAGCGGUUAUAAUGAUUUGAAUGCUACAGUUGUGCAACGUGAUGUUGCCACUGACAGCUCGUCUCAACAGGAUGACGAUUGGGAUUCUAUGUCGCCUUUGGGCCAUUCUGCUGCUUCGGUUUUGAGUGAAUAUACUCCUCAUCUAAGUGGAAGCUCAUUGGAUGAACAUCAAUCUAUUGAAGCUGUUUCAGUUAAACAAGAAGCAGAGGAACCUGAUGCCAAGCAAUCUGAGAACAACGCGAACCACAUAAACUACUCAUGGCCCGAUCGUCUGUUGGACUUAAGCUGGUUUAGUUCGGGUUCAAAUGCAGACCGUAGUAAGUAUGAUCAUUGUGUGGUGAGUGACCCGAUUCGUGGCCUUGGCGAGGACUGUUGCAUCGAUUCCAACAAACACAUUUCGGCGUUUCACGGAUCUACCAGCAAAUGGGAUGAUCUUUCGGAAAUCUGCAGAAACUGUUAAAUGCUGCCUGCCUGCCUCCGUCUUUUAAGUUUCGGUUUUAAGAUGACUAUAUUUGUUGUUUUUCUUUUCUUUGCAACUGUUCAUCUUCAACUGCGCCUUUGUUGAUGUUAAAGACCAAUUUGGAUAAUAUUUCCAUCACAUAUUUGAUGAAUAAUGUGUAACUGUGAUAACGAAUAGCGACUUUAAACACAUGUUUAGACGACGUCGUAUAUGUGAUUUGCUUGUAAAAUUAAUAUCAGUUGUAUUAAAA
Molecule: messenger RNA, 2217 nt
Organism: Helianthus annuus (common sunflower)
Lineage: Eukaryota; Viridiplantae; Streptophyta; Magnoliopsida; Asterales; Asteraceae
Product: transcription factor GAMYB
Exons: 4
Coding region: 408-1967 (519 amino acids)
Source: RefSeq, a predicted model, not a curated record